Molecule: messenger RNA, 2392 nt
Organism: Coffea arabica (coffee)
Lineage: Eukaryota; Viridiplantae; Streptophyta; Magnoliopsida; Gentianales; Rubiaceae
Product: berberine bridge enzyme-like 4
Molecular function (GO): FAD binding
Source: RefSeq, a predicted model, not a curated record
UUUUUGUAUUUUUAACUUUGACUAGUUGUCAUGGGAGGUGUAAAAUGUUAUAUUUUUUAGAUUAAAGGAGUAGAUGUGGCUACCCCCUUAGUUCAAAGUGCCAAAGUGUUAUUAAACCUAGUAUGAACAAAUAUGGAACUAGAAAGCCUUGAUCUAUCAUCGAACAACUGUAGCACUAUUUUCAACUUGGUGAAUAAGAAAUUUCACCGAUUCAUUACUAUUUACCCUUGAAUUUUUAACUCGCUAAAUUCCAUUUUGGACUCUCUUAAGUUAUAGACUCACUCUCACCUUAGUCAUUGAAAUUUAGUUUUGAAUACUUUACCCCUAUUAAUAUAAAAUCCACCCUUCUCUCACUACUCUAUCCCUAAAAUAUGAAAUUUAUCUACUCCAUUUUUUUCAUUAUUAAUGUCAUGCUUCCACUUUUUUUGUUAUCCCAAAAUAAGAGUCUUGUUGCAAAUGUCAAACAACUUUCAAUGCUACUUUUCUUUUAUACCCUUGAGUAAUAAUGACAAGAUUCCAUUAAUUAAUAAUAAAUAAUUGCUAUGACCCACCAUAACACUUGCACAAUUUCACAAGUUCCAUGACCUUUUGUUUUUAGUUUGGUAAUUUUCGUGUUCAAACAAUGGUUAAGACUAGAAGAAUAUGAAAAGUUGCAUGUCUCGAUUCUUGGGGCAAAGGAAGUAGUUUUAAUUCCUAAAUUUUAAGCAUCACUUGCUUACUAUUUUAUUAAUUUUGAUAUUUUCGUAGAAUGAAUUUCUUAUUUUAGAAAGUAAAAUAUCCAAAACCAAAGUACAAUGUAUUUUAAACUUUAGGAGGUAAAGCUUCUAAAAUUAAAGUUUAAAAAUUGAGUGGAAUGCAUCUACCGUCUAAGCUAGGGUUCAAAGUAAAAUUUACUUUUAAGUAUCUUGUAGUCAUGUACUUUCUUUAAGUCAACAAGUUCAAUUAUAGUACUACAACACGGCCAGGAAACUCAAGCAAUUUCACUCUACUUUUCUUUCUUCAAUAACAAAUAGUGACCCCUUACCUACUUUGUCCGUUAUAAACUUAAAAGGGAAUUUCGCCAAUUCGGUCCCUAAACAUUUUCACUUAAACCAAUUUCGUCCUUAAUGAAAUAUUUUAACCAAUUUAGUCCUUGAACUAGUUUUUUUACUUCUAAUGUAGGACUUUUCACUGCAUUUUACUCAAUUUGCGUUGACCAAUGGGGGUAUAAUUGUCACACUGGUUUAAUCUUUUGCAAUUAACCGACGAAACAAAUUAGAGAUGAUUACAAAAAAGGGGCGGGUUGCUCCUAUACAUUCCAGUUUUUCACCCCUCCCUCUCUUUGCCCAUCAGAUUAAUUGGCUGCCAACGCAGCAUUCAAAUGAUUCAAGCAGCAAUAUUUUGCUCUAAGAAGUACCGCUUACAAAUGGGAAUUCGAAGCGGUGGCCAUGACUUUGAGGGAAGCUCCUACACUUCUAACAUCCCAUUUUUUGUCCUUGACAUGUCCAACUUUCGUUCAAUCUCCAUAGAUAUUAAAGGUCGAACCGCAUGGGUUGGAGCUGGAGCAACCGUUGGGGAAGCAUACAAUAGCAUUUAUGAGGCGAAUAGCACUCUGGGAUUUCCAGCUGCCUACUGCCCUACUGUUGGCAUUGGUGGGCACAUCAAUGGCGGAGGCUAUGGUCCAUUGGUAAGGCAGUUUGGCCUGAACACGGACAAUGUCAUCGAUGCUCGUGUCAUCAAUGCAAACGGAAGAGUUCUCGACAGAAAGAGCAUGGGUGAGGAUCUCUUUUGGGCUAUUAGAGGCGGAGACGGUGCUAGUUUUGCUGUCAUUCUUGGAUACAAGUUGAAAUUGGUUGAAAUUCCCGAGAAAGUUACUGCAUUUUCCAUCAACAGAACCUGGGAACAAAAUGCAACUCAACUUCUGUACAAGUGGCAAUAUAUUGCCCCAAAGUUACCACUGAACCUUGUUAUCACACCCCAAAUUGUCAGUAUCAAUUCAAAUCAAACAGGUAAGAGAACUGUACAGGUUACAUUUGUGUCUGUUUUCCGUGGCAAAGUUGAUGAACUGCUUUCAAUCAUGAACCAACAAUUUCCUGAGUUGGGGUUGAAGAAAGAGGACUGCACCGAAAUGCUAUGGAUCCAAUAUUUUGCUUAUGCCGGCGGUCUACCAACUAGUAACAUUAAAGAGUUCCUGACCAGCAGAGUCUCUUCAACUAAACUGUAUUACAAGGCUAAAUCCGAUUUCGUCAAAGAGCCUAUCCCUGAAAAAGGGAUUGAAGAGAUAUUGAGAAAGCUUAAUGAAUUACCUCCCUUUGUGGGAAUGCUGGAGUGGAAUCAUUUUGGAGGAGGGGUAAUGGAAACAAUUCCCGAAUCAUCUCUAAUUUGUUUCGUCAGUUAAUUGCAAAAGAUUAAA